Messenger RNA from Sphaeramia orbicularis (orbiculate cardinalfish), 3074 nucleotides. It is a transcript of the gene sgk1, whose product is annotated as serum/glucocorticoid regulated kinase 1. The record is from RefSeq and is a predicted model, not a curated record. Gene Ontology annotation, molecular function: ATP binding; protein serine/threonine kinase activity. The transcript is spliced from 14 exons. Gene Ontology annotation, biological process: protein phosphorylation. The coding region runs from base 478 to 2334 and encodes 618 amino acids. NCBI's taxonomy places the organism in Eukaryota, Metazoa, Chordata, Actinopteri, Kurtiformes, Apogonidae.
CAUUGAUAAAGUAGUGCUGGUUUGAGCCCGAGGACUGAAGCUGGAAGCAUCACCUCAUCAUGCACUCACACACACAUAGACUUCCUGUGUGUUUGUUUACAGGCUGACACCACGCAGGCAUCAACACAUUCUGUCACACUGCACUCCAAACAAAUGCACCACAAAGAAGCGCUCACACAUACACCCACACAACAGUCACAUGCUCUAAUGGGACCGGACCACAACAUCAUCACCAUCAUCAUCACCAUCACAGCCUCUCUCGUUUUCUCUCCUCCGUCUUUUGAGUGAAAACAAGGACACCUGUAAGAGAAGCUGGAGUUCUGCAGAUCUGAUCCAGCGUCAGUUUUUCCCAAAGUCUUGCCUUGUUGUUGGAUAAAAACAGGCUGCAGCAGGACGGUGGAACCAGCCGACACACCAGCAUAAAGUCUGCCCGUCAUCCUGGGAUCUACGGAGGCAAGCGGAGUGCCGGUGUCGGCCAUGAAGCUGGUGAACGGGGGAGGAGGAGGAGGUGGUGGUGGUGGAGGAGGAGGUGGAGGAGGAGAGAAGACCACCUUUUCCUUUAAGAAGUGUUCUGCCUUUCAGUUUGUCAAGAGAAAGGUACGAAGAUGGAUGCGAAACCCUAAAGUGAAUGUAGAGAAGACUCAGGGGAAAGGUCUCUACCCAUGUCCGAAGUGUCCACUGGCAGAGGAUCUGUGGUACACCCACUUCCCCUCACCGUACGGCUGCUGCCACUACUCGGGUCUGCAGGGUGGGCAGUACUACCACCAGGAGCCGUCGUCACCGUGCCCUGCAAGUGGACAAACCAGCGACCAUGACAAGAGCAAAGGCUGUAAGGUCAGAAAGUGGAAGAUGCUGGCUCGUCAUCAUGGUGACAGCACAGGGAAGCAGAAGGAAGCAGAGCCAGACGUCCACCUCGGGGGUUGCCAGUCCUGGGGGAUGCAUGCUUCACCCCUCCUGGCUAGUCCAGUCAUGCUAGAGUGCUCCAUCUGCAGUGGACCCUACAUCAGCUACACCCUGGAGGAUACAUGGCAGCCACGACAACGCACACAGGCGAUGGACCUGUACUACCACAAUGAGUCAGACCCAGACAACUACUGUUGCCCUGGCGACAACACUUUUAUGAAGCAGAGGAGAAUGGGGCUGAACGACUUCAUUCAGAGACUUGCCACAAACUCCUACGCCUGCAAGCACCCUGAAGUUCAGUCUAUUCUGAAUCUGAGUCCUCCUCAAGAUGCUGAACUCAUGAACACAAACCCCUCUCCUCCUCCUAGUCCAUCCCAGCAGAUCAACCUCGGUCCGUCCUCCAACCCCUCAGCAAAACCCAGCGACUUCCACUUCCUCAAAGUGAUCGGCAAAGGCAGCUUUGGCAAGGUCCUGCUCGCACGCCACCGCACAGAUGACCAGUUUUACGCAGUCAAAGUCUUACAGAAAAAAGCCAUCCUUAAGAAAAAGGAGGAGAAACACAUUAUGUCUGAAAGGAACGUGCUGCUGAAGAAUGUCAAGCAUCCAUUUUUGGUCGGCCUGCAUUACUCCUUUCAAACGGCGGAUAAACUCUACUUUGUCUUGGACUACAUCAACGGAGGAGAGUUGUUCUACCACCUACAGAGAGAGCGUUGCUUCCUGGAGCCCAGAGCCAGGUUCUACGCUGCAGAGAUCGCCAGUGCUCUGGGUUACCUCCAUUCCCUCAACAUUGUCUACAGGGACCUGAAGCCAGAGAACAUCCUGCUGGACUCUCAGGGACACAUCAUUCUCACAGAUUUCGGUCUCUGCAAGGAGAAUAUUGAACCCAAUGGGACCACAUCCACAUUCUGCGGUACGCCAGAGUAUUUAGCCCCCGAGGUGCUUCACAAGCAGCCAUAUGACAGGACGGUUGACUGGUGGUGUUUAGGAGCAGUUCUCUAUGAGAUGCUUUAUGGCCUGCCUCCGUUCUACAGCCGUAACACAGCAGAGAUGUAUGACAACAUCCUGAACAAGCCACUUCAGCUGAAACCUAACAUUUCCAACGCAGCAAGACACCUGCUGGAGGGUCUGCUACAGAAGGACCGCACCAAGAGGCUGGGCUGCACAGACGACUUUAUUGAAAUUAAGAACCACAUAUUCUUCUCUCCCAUCAACUGGGAUGACCUCAAUGCCAAGAAGAUUACCCCUCCCUUCAACCCCAACGUGACGGGACCUAACGACCUGCGGCACUUUGAUCCAGAGUUCACAGAUGAACCGGUGCCCAGCUCCAUCGGCUGUUCCCCAGACAGCGCUCUCGUCACAGCCAGCAUCAAAGAGGCAGCUGAGGCUUUUGUGGGCUUCUCCUACGCCCCCUCUAUGGACUCCUACCUAUAGGACUGACAUGGGCGCAAAUGUAGACUCAUGGGACGUGUCUGCGGACUUUGCAUCUUGACCCCAUAUCCUCAUUUUCCGUCAGGAUGAUGGACGUUUCCAAAAAACAACCCCCUGCAACAAAUCUGCAUCUACAAAAACGUGUACUUGUCAUAAUCUCGAAUGCAUUCAUGAAGGCCUGCUACAGGAGGAUGCCUGCCGUGGUUGAACGAUUCCCUGGGGUUAUAAUCCUCCAUCGUAUCCUGAUUUGAAAACGCACAAUUUCUUCAACUUUCAACGACAAACACAAACCUACUAGAUCUGUUGUCAGUGUUCGGUUUUCCAUUUCUUACCUGAUAGUGGAGGUCUUUGCACAUAGCUCAGGCAGCUUAAAAGCCCCCCCUUUGACCCCAACGCCACAACUGACAAGCACAGACACUAUCAUCAUUCUGUUAAAGAUUUCCACCUCCAUCUAUGUAGCGAAGCAUCCUUUGAGAUUCUCUCCACCACCAAUGGGGGCUUAUCUGUUAAGUUUUGAAUGACAUUCAUUUAGGUGCUUUAGUUUCUUCUCAUUUGUUUUCUGUGUGGUUGAAAAGGGAUUCAUUUUAAGCUGAAUGUUACAGAGGGGGACAUUUAAUUUCUCUCAAAGGUGCCUUUAUUUUUUUCUCUCCAUCCGAGCUCGCAUCUUUUGGGUUUGUCUGUGUUAUCUUAUCGCCACCUAGGGACGAUGUAGCACUAAAUUAAUUCACCUGUUUUUUGUUUUU